AAUGCCUAUAUAAACCCUAACUACCCACUUUCCGGUCUCUUAGGUACGGAGAAAGUAUGUCGGAAAGAGAUCAAGAAGAGUAAAAUCGCUUUAAGAGCAACAUCGAUCCUUAGCCGGAGAAAGUUUAAUGGCGAAAUCAGAGAAUUCAAAGCUGGAUACAUCAUCAACGCGUCCUCCUUUAAUCAAAUCGCAGACAAAAAAUGCUCCUUUGAACGACCAAGAUAUCGACUCGAAAUCGUAUUCUCUCGUGAAAUUUAAGCUCUACGAGACCCGAGCUAGGUUUUAUCUAAUUGGAAGUGAUCGCAACAAGCGAUUCUUUCGGGUGUUGAAGAUAGACCGGUCAGAGCCAUCGGAUCUCAACAUUAGCGAGGAUCCUGUUGUGUACUCACAACUAGAAGUUAAGAACUUGCUUCAGCGCAUUAGCGAAGGGAACCGUUCCACCGGAGGCCUAACCUUCGUUGCUAAGGUUUACGGAAUUGCAGGUUGUAUUAAGUUUCUGGAGUCUUACUAUCUGAUUCUUGUUACCAAGCGUCGGCAAAUUGGCUGUAUGUGUGGUCACGCAAUUUAUAGCAUUGACGAGAGUCAAUUAAUCUCUGUCCCGCAUGCAUCAAUUCAGUCUGAUGUGGCACAUUCAAAAACUGAGCUAAGGUACAAGAAGCUCUUAUCCAGUGUUGAUCUCACUAAAGAUUUUUUCUAUAGUUAUACAUAUCCUAUAAUGCAAAGUCUACAGAAAAAUGUCUUAGCAAUGGGCGAGGAAAGUAUGCCAUAUGAAAACAUAUUUGUAUGGAAUGCAUAUCUAACGCUGGCAAUUCGAUCGAGAUGUAAUAACACUCUUUGGACAAUAGCAUUAGUUCAUGGACAUUUUAAGCAGGUGAGGUUGUCAAUUUUUGGACGGGAAUUCAGUGUUGCUCUUGUUUCUAGGCGUUCUCGUCAUUUUGCAGGCACACGCUACUUGAAAAGGGGAGUAAAUGACCGGGGCAGAGUUGCAAAUGAUGUUGAAACUGAGCAGAUAGUCCUUGAUGAAGAGACUGGAUCAUGCAAGGGGAAAAUGAGUUGUGUAGUGCAGAUGCGAGGCUCAAUACCCCUGUUCUGGUCUCAAGAGGCUUCUAGAUUCAGUCCAAAACCUGAUAUAAUCUUGCAAAGAUAUGAUCCUACCUAUGAAGCGACCAAGUUGCAUUUUGAGGACCUUGCUAAGAGAUAUGGAAAUCCAAUAAUUGUCCUGAAUCUGAUUAAGACUGUUGAGAAACGGCCUCGAGAAAUGAUGCUUCGGCGUGAGUUUGCUAAUGCGGUUGGCUAUCUAAACCAGAUUCUCUUGGAAGAGAAUCAUCUGAAAUUUAUACACUGGGACUUUCACAAGUUUGCAAAGAGCAAGUCAGCCAAUGUUUUGGCAGUUUUAGGUGCUGUUGCAAGUGAAGCACUUGAUUUGACUGGUUUCUAUUACAGUGGAAAGCCUGUGAAUGUAAAAAGGAGAUCAACCCAGCUCAGUAGGACAAGCACGGCAAGGGACACUUCUCUUGGAGAACUCAGAGCUAAUUCAGCUGAUCUUGGGAGGAUGGGAAGUAGUAAUAGUGAAAGUUUGAACUCUUUCAUUAAUAGAGACAGAGACUCUGAAUUUAGUCAACAGUCCAGGAAAAACGAACACACUGGCACAACUCCACGUUUUCAAAGUGGAGUUCUGCGCACAAACUGCAUUGAUUGCUUGGACCGUACAAAUGUUGCCCAGUAUGCUUAUGGCUUGGCAGCUUUAGGCCGUCAACUGCAUGCCAUGGGUUUGACUGAUAUGCCCAAAGUAGAUCCUGACAGUAGCAUUGCUGCAGCUCUCAUGGAUAUGUAUCAGAGUAUGGGUGAUGCUCUUGCACAGCAGUAUGGUGGUUCUGCAGCUCACAACACUGUUUUCCCUGAGAGGCAAGGAAGGUGGAAAGCAACCACCCAAUCUAGGGAAUUUCUGAAGUCUAUCAAGCGAUACUACAGUAAUGCUUACACAGACGGUGAAAAACAGGAUGCAAUAAAUUUAUUUUUGGGUUAUUUUCAACCCCAGGAAGGAAAACCUGCGCUCUGGGAAUUGGAUUCUGAUUAUUACCUUCAUGUUUCUGGAGUUGGAGAUGAGCCUGUUACUGGACAAAGUUCACCUGUUGAUGCUAAAUCUUUGGUUGGAAUGGGAAAAUCUCUUGCACCAAUUUUUUCUUGCAGAGAGGACUUCUUUCGAAUGAAAUUGACAUCUUUCGAUAAAAUAAUAGAGAGAACAUGCAGUUCAAUAAAGAAUGUAAGGCUUUGCAGUGAAUCAGAUCAGAAAGCAGGUGGUGGUACAGGAAGUUCUGGAAUGGCACCUGAUGCAGCUGAAAUACAACUCAAAAGCCCUAAUUGGCUCUUUGGGCAGAGAAAGUUUGAAGAAAGUGGUUCUGGCCCAAAGGUUGCAGGACACGAAAUUUCAGGUGGAGUGUCUGAUGAUGAGAUGAGCACCACUGGUUUAUGUGACCUCAAUUGGAUUUCUUUGAUUGGUGAGAUCUCUGAGGAGGAUAUCUUUAAGAGUUACCUUAAUGAAGCGUCUGGUGGAACACUGCUUUGUGAUCAAGAUGAAAGUAGUGAUAUAUACAAGCACUACUCUGAGUUGUGUCAGGGCCCAGCACUGGAACCCUUUGAACAUGAUCCUGAGAAAGAGAGACACUACUCAGAUCUUCUUCGCAUGGGCAGUGUAGAUAGUGCAGAUGAUGCAGCAGUUGAAGCAGAGAUGGAAGCCGCUCUUAAUGAUUAUGACCAGAUUGGCGCUGACCUUGGGAUUGUGCCAAGCACUUGUAAAUACCUGGCUGAAGAUUCAAGCAGGCUGACUAGGUGGAUUAUUGGAGAAGAGAGGGUGUGGCAGAGGAAUUGAUCUUUAGACAGAAUCUUUAGGAGAGAAGGUGCAAUGUUUAUACGCAAACUUACUCUCCAUCAUUUAACUGUUAAAAUGAAAAUUUCUUUGUACAUACAUAGCAGUUCUAUACCUGUAUAGUAUUUUGUUCCAAAGUAGCCACAUUUGAUUAAUCUUGUAGGAUUUGUUAGUGGUAAAUAUAUGGUUGAGGGGUGCCCUUCUGUUUUU
Telopea speciosissima is the source of this 3076-nucleotide messenger RNA. Its product is annotated as phosphatidylinositol-3-phosphatase SAC1. NCBI's taxonomy places the organism in Eukaryota, Viridiplantae, Streptophyta, Magnoliopsida, Proteales, Proteaceae. Gene Ontology annotation, cellular component: intracellular membrane-bounded organelle. Gene Ontology annotation, biological process: phosphatidylinositol dephosphorylation. The coding region runs from base 128 to 2869 and encodes 913 amino acids. The transcript is spliced from 16 exons. Gene Ontology annotation, molecular function: phosphatidylinositol-3,5-bisphosphate 5-phosphatase activity. The record is from RefSeq and is a predicted model, not a curated record.